Molecule: messenger RNA, 1698 nt
Organism: Rhinocladiella mackenziei CBS 650.93
Lineage: Eukaryota; Fungi; Ascomycota; Eurotiomycetes; Chaetothyriales; Herpotrichiellaceae
Exons: 1
Coding region: 1-1698 (565 amino acids)
Biological process (GO): regulation of DNA-templated transcription
Molecular function (GO): zinc ion binding; DNA-binding transcription factor activity, RNA polymerase II-specific
Source: RefSeq, a predicted model, not a curated record
AUGUUCGGCACUUUUCGAUACAACACAGACACAAAGGACGUUGAGCACGUUAAGCUAGGGAGGGUUGAUGGGUUUGAGGCUCGGGGCUACACCAGGAAGGCAUGCAAUUCUUGCCGUACUCGAAAGGUGAAUACUCCUAUUCAUCGGCUAACAUCAUACGCUGAUAAAGCCUCUAUAAUACAGCUUAAGUGCAGUGGCGACAAGAACGGCUGCGAAAGAUGCCGCGCUGUGCCCAAACCUUGUACCUACCCAUCGAACGCAGACAACUCUGCAGAUAAGCUUCGCCGGCAGUCCACGCAGUCGUCCAGAGGUUCGGCCGCCGUGCUAUCACCAGACGCUAGUUUCGAGAAAGAGAAUACUUCAAGGCCAAAUUCACAUGAACAGCCAGAAGUGGAAACUGCAGACGUGGAUGCCGUAGGCUCUGGGACGCCCGUUCCAACUCCAUCUGCGACAUCCGCGGACCUUUCAUGGACGUUAUCACCUAUACCAGGGGUGACAGAUUUGCUUUGGGACUUUCCUAGUAGUGUAAACCAGCACAUCGUGGACGACGGCCAAGAGUCACCUACUGCGGAUAAACAGCCUCGUACACCAGCUUCCGUCUUCUGCGCCUUACCCCCGCAAGGAAAACGUCCGCAAACCCCGAUUGGCAACAUGGAAGUCGAUAAUAACAUAGCUGACAUUUUGUACGACUUGGAAUCAAGCCAAUCGAGCAGUCAGCACUUGCAUCUAUCGGAUCAGUCCUUGAUUUCGUCCGCUUCAGUGUCGGCCUCCAGGAUGCUCAACCCGAACCAGUCGUCCUUGACAAUGUCACAACAAGGUAACGCCGGCUUUUCAGUACAUGAUGUGCAGCAGUAUCAAACAGAGGGCUUGCAAAGAGGCGCCCAACCUUGGGAGUCGGUCCUAAACUUAGCUUCGACAGUAGAACCGCCUGUACCUCGCUCUCAUACGUCACAGACGCACAGCUCAUCCGCCAAUGCCCUUGCCACACCGAAUAUGGCUUCUUUAUUUCCGACAUCGGGACUUGCUUCGUUUUCUAGGAGCACCAGUGCUCGCACCCGCGAGCAAUCAAGAAAUUAUGCAUCAGAAAGAUCGUGUCAGUGCGUCCCUAUGAUGCUAAAGACACUGGAGAACAUGGGCUCCCGAGGUCUUGGUACUGAUGCUCGGGACUCAGGUGCAGACCUCGACAUUAUUCUCAUGUCACUCGCUCGCGGCAUGGAUACGACCGAACAGGUCCUUGUCUGCCGGCAAUGUAAUGCCUGCAUUGACAAUGGUAUGCUUCUUGCCACAAUUGCACAGCGGCUCGGUACCAUGGCAGAGACUGUUACCACAUGUCUGCCUUCGCAGGAACGGUUCCACGGAUCCAGCCCUGAGAGCCGACAAUUAUCGGACCUGAGAGCAAUGGAGACUGGCGGACCUGCCCUUCACUCAUCAAGCAACGACGACCCGGCCUUUGAUACAUCCGGACUCCUGGGAGUUGCUAUCUUCCUUGGGCGUUACGAGAUUGACGCCCCAGAAAUACGGUCACGGCUUGUUCAUCAUGCCGUGCUUCUACACAUUAAUCAACUAUGUGCAAUUCUGGCUCACAUCAAGGAUCGAGUAAGUUGGAAUUGGGGAGCCCGGAAGCUUGUGAUCAAUAUAGAAUCAAGAGUUAGAGAAUCGUGGGAUAAGAUUCAGUCGAAGAUAUCGCACCAACAAUAG